Molecule: messenger RNA, 1986 nt
Organism: Marchantia polymorpha subsp. ruderalis
Lineage: Eukaryota; Viridiplantae; Streptophyta; Marchantiopsida; Marchantiales; Marchantiaceae
Source: the annotation of a GenBank genome assembly
GAAUCGAAUCGCGCCCUGCGCAAACACUCCGCAGGCCGAGUGUUUGGAUACUGGAAGUGAGCUACUGACGGGAAAUUGGACACAAUCGGCAUAGAAUCGACUUUCGAUUGUCAGGAAUUUUAUGCUGCGGGGCCGGCGGUCGAAAUCGCUUGGCUACAACAUGAUGGAGGAUGGAGUGACAGAGGAAUGGAGGUAGCACAAGGAGCAGACGCUGUCUAGAAGGUUGGGGUGGAAGUGUACAAGGUGAGUGUUGCUUGAGUGACGAUCAGCUCGAUGUGUCGGAGGUAGGACGGGACGCCGGGACUGUUGUUUUCUCACGAAGAGCUGCUUGAAAGUGCGGACGAUGAGUGGCAACGAGAAUUGUGAAGAUUUGUCGAGAUGGGCCGCUUCGAAGGGCAUAAGUGAUGCUCCUCGCGAAUCUGCGACAACGUCUGAUGGUCUGGGUCACUCACUCGUCGUCGCCAAUUUCCCAGAUGCCGGGGGAAGGGGCCUUGCGGCCAGUCGCAAUCUUAAAGAAGGGGAGUUGAUUCUAAGAGUUCCGAAGUCUGCUCUGAUGAGCGUGCUCAGUGCCAAGGCCGAUCCGCUGUUGUCUACUGCGUUAGCACGUCAUCCUUGCUUAUCUUCUGCUCAGAUACUUGCUGUGCACCUUUUGAAUGAGGCAGCCAAGGGGAAGUCAUCUACAUGGUCACCCUACCUCAUCCAUUUGCCUCGAAUUUAUCACACGCUACCCUACUUUGUUGCAAACGACGUUCAAGCUCUUCAAGUGGAAGAAGCUCGGUGGGUGGCAGAAAAAGCUAUAGAGAAGGCAGUGAUGGACUGGGAAGGUGCAAAAGGCUUCAUGCAUGAGAUUUCUCUACGUCGCCGUUUUAUGUCCUUCAAAGCAUGGCUUUGGGCUUCUGCCACAGUGAGUUUCUACUCGUACUCUCCAUGUACCCUGGGAUGAAGCUGGAACACUUUGUCCAGUCGGUGAUCUAUUCAACUAUGCUGCUCCUGGGGAGUACGUAUUUAAUAGGAAGGAGACUGUGACCAACUCAGCAGCUGAGGAUAAUAAAGAUCUGACAAGUGGUCACUCUCUUUUAUUUAAAGCAGAGGAACUUGAUGAUCGAGAUUCAUGCUCAAAUGGUCUCGAAGUAGAAACUGCCGAGGAGAUGGCAGAGUCUGAUUUUGAUAACGAUAUCAGCUGCAACGGAGUGACGAUUCGUGAAAGGCUCAGAGAUGGAGGCUUUGAAGCAGAUCACGGAGAGUACUGCUUCUAUGCUCGGCAGGAUUAUCAUAAAGGACAACAGGUUCUUUUGUGCUAUGGUUUGUACAACAACUUGGAGUUACUCGAGCACUACGGUUUUUUACUGCCUCAUAAUCCCAAUGACAAUGUCCACAUACGCCUUCCAGACUCUGAAGAAUUUGGUGUCGUUAAUGGGAAUCCUGGAAUGUCCUUGGGAGGAACCACAUGCCUUGAAAUCGAUGGAAGUCCAUCUUUCUCUCUCGUAGCAGGUCUCCGGCUUCGUGCUACCCACCCUUUCCUACGAAAGAGCAAGGGACACUUCGCUUUAAUGGGUAAGCAGAUUUCAGUAGAUUCAGACAUCCUUAUCUAUCAAUGGCUGGAGAAGAAAUGUACAUCUCUUUUAGCAUGUCAACCUACAUCUCUAGAUGAUGAUUUAAUCCUCAAGACAGUAGCCAGUUCUGCGCAAAGUUUUGCUGCAGUAGAAGAUCUGGCUCUUUCACUCUGUGAAACCCCUUCGAAAGCACAUGGGGAUAGAGUUCCAAAGAACGUCGUUCAUGAGAUACAGAAUCUAGUGAGUUCAUGCACGUCAGCGAACGAAGACAAAUUUGACAAAGAGGCGAGCUCUAGGACCAGGGAGAAGGACUUCCAGUUAGAAAGAUGGAAACUGGCGGUAGAAUGGAGAAUCGGAUAUAAACAAAUUCUUCACCGUUGCAUACAAUUUUGUGCCAAAAAAAUUUCAAUGUUGAAGCAGUAAGGAUACAAUU